This is a messenger RNA of Cordyceps militaris CM01, 1995 nucleotides long. RefSeq names its product Major facilitator superfamily transporter. NCBI's taxonomy places the organism in Eukaryota, Fungi, Ascomycota, Sordariomycetes, Hypocreales, Cordycipitaceae. Gene Ontology annotation, biological process: amino acid transmembrane export from vacuole. Bases 1 to 1995 code for a protein of 664 amino acids. The transcript is spliced from 3 exons. The record is from RefSeq and is a predicted model, not a curated record.
AUGUUGCUUGGUUGCACCUCAUUGUGGCCACACCGCCCACCAAUCAGUGAAUCACGUGUAGGCGGCACCGACCCCGGAUCUCACGGCGCCGUCGCCAAACGCGUCUUGCCCCAACCUUGUCGACUCGAGAAGCACUCCCGCGCCUCCUUUGCCACCUUAUUUGAAGCAGACGAUGAGCGCUUGUCCUCUGACGGAAGCAUGAGUUCCGACGACAGCGACGACCAUCUCGCGCCACCGGGCAGCGCUGUUCCCCACUACGGCGGGCACGACGCCCGGCCGACCAGCCCCAAGGAGAUCAAAGGCUGGUACAUGUAUGCUUUUGCCGCGGAGACGUAUGUUAUUUGCGGAAUAGGGUCAUUUAUCCCCAUUCUGCUGGAAUCGCUCGCUCGUGAAAAUGGUGUCCUCAUGUCCGAUCCUACCGUACCCUGUGGGAGCAGCGACAGCAGAAACGAAGACGACGGCCAGUGUGUCGUCUACGUCCUCGGCAUCCCCAUCAACACGGCCAGCUUCGCCAUGUACACUUUUUCCGUCAGCGUCCUAGCCCAAGCCCUCCUGGUGGUCAGCAUCAGCGGCGCCGCCGAUCACGGCAGCUAUCGAAAGAAGAUGCUUUUGGCCUUUGCUUGGAUCGGUAGUUUUUGCGUCAUGGGCUUCAUCUUCGUCAACAAGUCGGUGUACAUUCUCGGCGCCAUACUCACCAUCAUUUCAAACACCGCUUUUGGGGCAUCUUUUGUCCUGCUCAACUCGUUUUUACCGCUACUGGUUCGCAAUCAUCCCACGCUACUUGCUGCGAAAGUGCCCGCCGCACAUAAUUUUGGCGAUUCAGUUUUGAACUCGCAGCCACGGCGGAACUCUGUCGACAACUUGAACAACUCGACCUCUGCGCUGCUCCCCGACGAAGCCGCAAUGGAAAAUGGAUCAAAGCUUGGUCUGCCACACGCCGAUCUUACUUCCCAAGAGCUCAAGCUGUCCACUAGCAUCUCUUCGAAAGGAAUCGGUACCGGCUAUAUUGCAGCUUUAUUUGUUCAAUGCGUCGCUAUUGGAAUCAUUAUUGCCAUGAAAAAUACGACAUGGUCACAGCGGGUGGCUUUAUUCGUUGUUGGCUGCUGGUGGGCCAUCUUCACCAUCCCAGCAGCGCUGUGGCUUCGCCCACGACCUGGCCCCCCGCUUACCAUCAAUGGGCGCACCGAGGGCAUCUCUUGGAUAUCCUAUUUUGUAUACUCGUGGAAGUCUCUUAUCAAGACGGUGCGCGUGGCGCGCCGACUGAUGGAUAUCAUGCUCUUCUUGGCCGGUUGGUUUCUUCUCUCUGAUGCCAUUGCCACGACAAGUUCCACAGCUAUCCUCUUUGCCAAAACGCAGCUUCAUAUGAAGCCAUGGGCCUUGGGCAUGAUCAAUGUCAUUUCGACAGCGUCGGGUGUCUUCGGCGCCUUUGGCUGGUCCUGGAUCUCCAACUUUUUUGGCCUCAAGCCGCACCAGACUAUCCUUGUCUGCAUCGGCCUCUUUGAGCUCAUACCCCUCUACGGGCUGAUGGGCUAUCUGCCCUUCAUCCAGCGCUGGGGUGUGCUGGGUCUGCAGCAGCCGUGGGAAAUGUACCCUCUUGCGGCCGUUUACGGCCUUGUGCUCGGCGGUCUUGGCGCCUACUGCCGUUCCCUCUACGGCGAGCUGAUCCCCCCCGGAUUUGAGGCAGCCUUUUACGCGCUAUAUGCUAUUACGGACAAGGGGUCCAGCGUGUUCGGGCCUGCGAUUGUGGGACGCAUCAUCGACAAGACGGGCAGCAUCCGUCCGGCUUUUUGGUUCUUGGGCGCGAUGGUUGGGUUGCCGGCGCCCCUGAUCUACAUGAUUAAUGUCGAGCGCGGCAAGCUAGAUGGUAGCAAGGUGGCGGAAACACUGGAGGGAGUCGUGGCGGACACGCACCAAGAGGAGGGAGAGGAGGAGGAGAGACGCGCUAUGCUCAGACAUGACGAGGGGCCGGAUUCGGAAGAGACGGCAAGACGCUAG